UUCUCACGUUCGAUGUGUGGUGUCAUGCAGAUUUAUUCGUGAUUAUUUUGUGAAGAAAUAGUAUAAUUCUUGGAAUGUUUAGUAUUUUUAUUUCUUUUAUUCAUUAUGUGUAACUUCAAUAAACUUGUGUUAGUGACGUUUUGUUGUUCUGGAAGAAAACAGUGAGGAAAAUUUUGUUUUAUAGUUCACUAUGAAUUGCCACCAAGUACUGAGUGGUGCCUGUAAUUCAGGAGAUCAAUGUUUUGCUGUGGGUUCUGUGGAGGGAAUACCUUUCACGGCUUACGCAGCAGGAUGUAACAUAGUGAUAUUGGCCUCAAACUUUGAAAGAGUUCAAAUUAUCCCUGGAGCUAUCCAUGGCUAUGUGCGCAUUGGCUCUUUGGACUGCAGCACGGACACGGGGAAGAUAGCUGCGGCCUACGGAGCUGAAGUGUGCAUAUUUGAACCCACACCACUCAUCCAUUCUGCUGCUACCACUCAUGGCCUGGAGUACCGUUGGGUGCAGACUGGCAAGCUUGUGGCGGAUGGGCCCAUCACCGCGCUGUCAUGGAAUCUCGAGGGAACUAGGCUUCUGACCGGCGGAAAGAUCUUACAACUUUGGCACCAGGCGUCGCUUUAUCAGGAUGACAGUCAGCCAAGCUCCGGAGUCACAUUUCAAAUCGGUGGAAGCGACAAAGAUGAAAAACCAAAGCAACAAGAGGAAGAAGAGCCCGGCUGGAUAUGCGUGUGGCAGUGCCACACGGCGACACCGGCCCACCACCUCGCGUUCUCACCAGACGGCGUGCUGUUCGCCACCUCCGGCAUUAACGACAGACUCGUUAAAAUCUGGUACCAGAACAAAGUAUUGUAUCAGCAGACCCACAACGACCAUUCCCAGCAGGAGUUGAACUAUACAUUCAUUUACGUAGCUCAUCCGCGGGCCGUCACCCAUCUGUCAUGGCGCAAAACCAGCAAAUACAUGCCCAAGGGCAGCGUCGGCAACGUGCUAGUGACGUCAUGCGUGGACAACAUCUGCCGCGUGUGGGCCGAGACUCUUCUACCAGACGACGAAUGGGGCGGCUGCGUCCCAGCGCAUGCCCGCUCGCCGCCGCGCCGCCAGCGCGCCACGCACCGCCAUAAGCACCGGUUCAUGCAGCGGCUCAAGCACAUGAAGACAUGUUUCCAUAUCAGACGGAACGCGCAGUCGUCCAAACAGCCGGGCGCGCCCAUACCCACUCUGCCUUCCACGUACAGCGCUCACGACUUCCACAAUCCUUACCACUCCAGCUCUUACACGGGAGGCCUUCACUUCCACCUCGCCGCGUCAAUAAACGCAGAAACAGACAUCCCGCUAGUGCCUUCGUUGGCGGGAGGCGGUCGCUUCAUACUGCAUUGGCUGCACAACAAAGAGAUGCACUUCACUAGCCAAGCGGAGGCUAUACUGCACGACCUCACUAAAAAGAUAUUAGAUAAAGAAGAAACGGAUGAAGCUGGUUCAGGUUCCGACCACACCGCACAUCCAGAAGGGGAAAACGAGACAAGACAGGCACAUAGACGGCCUAGCCAUCAUUUGACUAAAGCUCAGUCCGAGGAUAACAGCAAUAGUGAUGAGCAGCCAGGUAGUGGCAACCACAGUCACCCGAGUCUGUCCAACACGACAUCUAUAAACUCGAUAGCGACUGACGUCACCUGCACCCAUCUUCCCGAUUCCUUGGAUGCUAAGAUCGAGUCGCUACUGAGGGAUUGGCAUCAGAGUCCGGAUCUGUUGUUCUCGAUACACCCUGUUGAUGGCAGCUUUCUUAUAUGGGUGUGCGAAUGGCUAGACGAGUUGCAAGCCGGCGCGAUCCGGCAGGCUCAAGUGUCGUUCUCAGCGCGUAUUCCUUCAGCUUUUCCGUUAGGAGACGCCACCACUAUGUGUACGCCCGCGGCGUUAUAUCAUGCCGCCGCGUUAUACCAGCCGCUGUAUGUGCGCCACCGAACUAAACCUGUGAUACCUGGACAACAACAACAGCAAGGGGAAACGGUAACGACUCCUUUGGCUAGUGUACAAGAGGAGAAAGAUGAGAAUGAGUGGCCUCAAGCAGAUGAAAAUGCAGAAACACAAGAAAAUGGUGCUUGCGAAGAAAACAACAAUGAAAUGCAAAGGAAGAUGAGUGUAGCCACGGAGGACCAAGGCGAAAAUCAGGAGGGCGAUGUUUUAGACUCGGCGCCCGUCAUAUCCAUGGUCACCAAUCAUACUAAUGGCACGCUUAACCUCUGGCAGCUAACGUUUGAUGAUAAGUCUAAGUUCUCUCAGGUGCUAUCUAUAGGACAUGCCUCAAGAGCGUCCGGCCAUAGAUUUAGAGUUAAUGACAUCACAUGCCAUCCAGUAUUACCAUUACUACUUACGACUAGCCAUCAUAACAUAUCAGAUAGUGACAGAGAGACCCACAAGCCAGAUGACGACACAGCCGCCGGCGGUCUAUGUUCUGAACUCAUAAUGUGGCGAGUGGAAUGUGUGGGACCUUUGGGUAAAUCGGGCGGGGUCUCCGAACUGGCUCGGGUCAAUUCGCCCCACUUGUCGGCUUUCAGCAACGUGGCGUGGCUGCCUACUUUGUUACCAAGCACAACUCUAGGAAACCUGUCUAACUCACCUUCGGCAUGCUUUGUGGCGAGUGACGGGGAAAGUCUACGAGUAUUCCAGGCGGUUAUCGACGCUCGCACGCUGCUCGCUGAGAUAGCUACUUCGGAACGGCGCCAUAAAGAUGUGUUCCAACACGACACCAUGUCAAUGUCAUCCGACUCAACUCUAGAGGAGGGCGGCGGGAUCCCACUCCAUGACCGGAUCAAGAUCGUAUCGCAGCAGUCGACGGCGCGGCCCGGCGCCAUCAUACAGUUGCACGCGAUCGCCGAUGCCACUCAUGAUUGGCACAACACUCAGUUGCUACACGUGUUCCAAGAGCAACUUAUCACAGGCGAGCGUACCUCUCCCGACACUGAUAGUUCGGACUCAGGCGUGGAAGGCUCUGACGUGCAUACCAUCACAGAAGCUGGUUUAGAAGCGAUAGUAGACCUCCGCAAGGCUGCCGUGUUCAACGAGCCGUUCUAUAUCGUCGUGCUGGAAAGGACAGAUGGAGGAUCCACCGUACAUAUGUGGAGACUCACCGUGUCGUCACAGGCUGAUGCUAAUGAUGAUCUCACAAACAGUAUGAUGUACGUGCCAGAUAGUGCACUUGUCCAAGAAGAAGAAGGUGAAUCGCGGAAGAAUUCUGUGUCGCUUGACCAAGAUCGGGUGCCGCCGCCUCCGCCGGUUAACGAUCAUCUUUCCAUAUCUACUAAAAAGGUGUGCGAAUGUCCCUUAUCCCUUCCUGACGGUGUGGACGUAAUACACGCGACGCCAGCCGCCGGCCAUCUCAGUUCGGCGUCGAUCUACCCAGCUUGCUUGGCGCCCUACAUCUUGGCCACGGCUUGCUCUGAUAGCACAUUGAGGUUCUGGAAAUGCAAUGUCACAAAGAAAGACGACAAUGAAUUUGAAUAUACUUGGAAAGAAUGGGAAAUGAUGAAUAAAGAUCAAGAAUCUGCUAUUGACAUUCCAGGGCAACCCCUUCACAUAAGCGCGGCAUACUCCGGUCGCAUAGCGUGCGCGUACAAAUGCGGGCGCUCCUUCACCCGUCCUAAAGGUGGCAAUACUACCGCCAACAACCUGACUGACGCGCGCUUCGUCAACCUCUGCGUUUGCGUGUAUGAGUGCGAGAGUACCGGCGGCGCCGAAUGGCUCCUAGAAGAUACGAUACCCCUUAGAAACGUCAGUCUACCUCGCGUAGGCGUGUGUGCUGACACGCAGAUUGACCUCUCGUAUCUUCACGAUACCUCCUUCAUGCAGAAGAAGCAAAGGUUGACACAGGUUCUCCAAACCCUGUCAUCCGAAGAGCGCAGCCACAGCCGCAACGGCGAAGGCGACCCGGGCAAGACCACGGGUCUCCUCGCAGUCCCGUCCUUCAGCACCCUCCAGUCUCUACGGCGGAGCAUCAUGGAGAACGGCAACACUUGUCCGUUGACACAGAAACACCUCGUGCAACUGGACUGGGUGUCGAAGGAGGACGGCUCGCAUAUUCUGACGGUCGCCGUGGGGUCUAGGGUGUUGCUGUUCACGCCUGUUUCCAGUGAUCUUGCGCAGGCCAAUUUGAAGGCAAUGAAAGAAUCCAUCAACAACAACCGGCCUAUUCUCCGCAAGGCUUCGUCCUUAGCCGCCCCGUUAUUCGUGGAAGAGAUCAGAUGGAUGCAGCUUCGCCGCAUAGAGCUGAAGACUGCAGAUGGUCUACCACCGCUGCCUAUGCAGAUUUCGUGGGUGCGAGACGGUAUACUUGUCGUGGGAAUGGAUUCUGAGAUGCACGUCUACUCGCAGUGGAAGCCUGAGCACCAGCAAAUGGCUUCUGGAUUGCAUGGAGGACAGGAGCUAGAAGAAGGCAGCGAAUCCCGGGCACUUCGUGAUUCUGACCUCCGAGUGUCCGCGCCGCAUUUGCAGCGAGUGUCGUCCAUCAACUUGCAGCUUUUGGAGAGAGACGCAAGAAGGCGGAACAAAACACAACCAGAUCAACCACAGCCACUUUUGGACUAUAUGCCGGAUUACGGCCUGUUUGAGGCGUCGCAAAUGGCGUGCCCCGUGCUACCUCAAUACCACCCGAAACAACUUAUGGAGUUGCUCAACAGCGGGAAAAUUAGAUGGGUCAAGGCGAUUCUGGCUCAUCUUGUCAGAUGUAUUGGUGGCACAUACAACGUUCGAAGUUCACAGGGUGAUGAAGACAGUUUAUCAAGGCAGCGCGGCUGGUCGCGCUCGCGCACGCUGUCCGUGUCGUUCGCCGCCGGCGCCGCCUCGCCGCUAGAUGGCGUUGCACAGAUAACUGAAGAUGUACAGCUAGACUAUGCCGAGAUUACCUCAGUACCGCCGCUACCUCUAUGGACACUCCUUGUCGCAGACAAAGAGUCUCCGCAUCAUCCGUCCACUAUACAAGAAGCUAAGGAUUACAACGUAUUAUUCGAGGGGACUAUGCUCGACACAGACGAGGAUUUGGACGCGUUGUUGCUAGGCGACGACGAAGGUGUCGACCGCAGACCGUCGAUGCCUGAACGACAGCCUCUGUCGCACUUCGGUCCUAGGCAAGGUCGCAUCCUGUCACGUCUACUCACCCACACUCACCUGCCCGGACUGAGUUCGCUUGACCAGAUGCAUUUGUUAGCGCUGGCGGACACUGUGUCGACGUGUGACGCAGACUUCGCCGAACGAUUCGCGGCGAACGCGCGUGUUGAUAUCUCGCAAGGAACUGGUCAAGAAAUAGUACCUGACUCCCUGGAUGACUGUGGUCUCCGAUUCUUACUGGCCAUGAAACACUACGGCUACCUACUGCGUUGCUUGCCGCUAGCGCAGCGGGCCAAUUUACAAAGGAAUGGAGUGGGUACUUGCAACCUUGUGUGGGCAUACCACUCUGAGACCCAUGAGCAACUUUUGGCUUUGAUCCCUGGUUAUGCUAAGGGACAACCGAAAUGGACAACAAUGCGAGAAUUGGGCGUGGGUUGGUGGGUAAGUGGUGACCUACUCCGUAUAUGCGUAGAGCGCCUCGCACGCGCAGCCUACAUGGCCAAGCAAGAUCCGAUGGAUGCAGCACUAUACUACUUAGCUAUGAAGAAACGAAUGCUACUGUGGGGUCUAUUCCGAUCCAAUCGCGACGAAAAGAUGACCGCGUUCUUCGCGAAUGACUUUUCCGAAGAUCGCUGGAGAAAGGCGGCUCUAAAGAAUGCGUUUGUUUUAUUGGGUAAACAACGGUUUGAGCAUGCAGCCGCUUUCUUUUUGUUAGGAGGUGCACUCAAGGAUGCUUUAGAGGUGCUAAUCACACGUUUGGGAGAUUUGCAACUAGCAAUGGUGGUAGCUCGACUAUACGAAAGUGACAGCACACUUCCACCCAGUUUGAAGAAAUUGCUCAUGGAUGAAAUAUUAGGUGGUGAGACAGAAACCGGUGAGAUUGAACUGGAGCGCGCCCACCCGGACCCGUUCGUUCGUUCAAUGGCGCUCUGGGAACUAAAACGUUACGGAGAAGCCCUAGACACACUUUUAAGCCCCGGCGGCCGACUACACGCGGCGCGUGAGACGCAGAAAGAUUCAGAACCCAUGCCCAGCGUGUUUAACUUCUACGUGUAUCUACGGACACAUCCGAGACUGAAGCGACACAAUAUGCCAACGCAGGGUGGCACACUGGCCCUACUACAACAAGAGCCCGAAGAGAGUAUAACCCGUUUAGAAAGACGUCUGUACUUCCAAACUGCGCACGGGCACUUCAAAGCAGGCUGUCCCGCUCUAGCUUUGGAGGUCCUGUCCAAACUCCCCGCGCGGGUCCGAGAUGAGAAAGCUAAGCAACCAGUGUCUAUGCCUUCGGUCGACGACGCUGUUAUACAUACGGGACAACUGGGCGGGGACUCGACAGCUAAAAAGGAAGAAGAGGCCCCAGCAGAGAACAACAUGGACUGGGCUUCGACGCCAGCUGAAAUGGACUGGGGCGCGCCCGUUAGCACCAUAAAAUCAGAUGAGCUGGUGCUCAGCUGGGAUGACGAGGAAGAUAAAGGAUCCGAGGGAUCAGGAGCAUCGACCCCGCCAUUAGAAAUGAAGAUGGAUAAGCAAGAAGCAGCUCCGUUAGUCAACGGCAUCUCCGAAGAACAUGAACAUGAGCCAGAGAAGAAUGAGACACCGCCUGUGGACAUCAUGGCGCAACAACUCAAGUUCGUGGCCUGUCUCAAGAUACUGAUGGAGGAGUUGAGCACCUUGGCCACUGGAUUCGAAGUCGAUGGCGGUCACCUCCGCUACCAACUGUACAUCUGGCUAGAGCGCGAAGUGGAGGCUUUGCGGCGUCUCUGUGGUUACGCCAGCGCUAGUGGCGCCCCCACGGGUGGUGAACUGAUAUGCGCCGACCAAGACCCGCCGCCGCUGCCGGAGAAACCCACGCUGCAUCAACUGCUUGUGAGGGAAAAGGCGGACUUUGAGGCUAAGGUGCAACGCGCUGUUAGGAGGAAGAAGUGGCUCAAGGCCAACGAGACCCUCCUCCGGACUCUCCUAUCGUACUGUUCCCUUCACGGCGCCGGCGGUGGCGGCUUGGCCUCCGUCCGGAUGGAGCUAGUGUUGCUACUGCAAGAGCUGGGACAAGACAAACAACACCAGCAGCUGCUGUCGCCGCUACCGUUCCCAACGACUCUGCCGCUGUUGGCAGCGGCUGUGGCGACGAAUAACACGGUUGUUGCUGAUCCUGUGAGACACUUGCAGUCGGUAGCCCACGAUAUGCUCGGAACGAUAAGCGAGCUCGGCAUCCCUGGUGGUUCCGCCACGAGGAUUCUGCACACGUUGCGAGAAUUAGCCGUGGCGCUGUCCGCUUGCAUCUACCAGAGUCUCUGCGACUCGGAUACGUUUAGCAUGAAGCAUACACAUCAUCAUGAUGGUAUGGUACAUGACCACGCUCCUGCUACGACCCAUUUGAUCGCUCGACCGAGACGUCACUCUGUUGAAGAACUUACUGUUUCGACGACACCUAAUAAAUGGCCUGGUGUGUCCGCACUACGCGGUUUAGCUGUGCGAGCGGCGGAAGAAGAAGACGCGCCUAGACUGGCCGUGUUAUUGGCUGAAGCGUUCUGCGCAGUAUAUCUAGCUCUAUUGGGUUGGGCAUUGGCCGCACGCGAUGCUCACUUGUUAUACAGACUGGCAGCUCAGAACCCAGAAGCGAAAGCGCAUGCUUCGCUGUUCGGAGGCGGCGUGAGGCGACUGCUUAUGACUGCGCCCGCACCACCGCCGCCAAAACUCGAGCGCACCGAGGGCACCUCAGUCUGGUCAUCGUUACGCGAGAAACGCGCGCUCCUCAACAUGCGUAUACUCGGGCUCGGGCCCACCGCGCCCCACAAGAACAUACAAGAAGGCCGGCCUACAUAUAGGGAGCAGUUUGUACCGCCGCAUUGCAGUAUACUCACGUACCUGCUUACUAAGCCAACCACGGACCAAGGCUCGUGCCACGACUACGACUACGACUCAGCUGAGUCGGGCGCCGAAGACGCGGAAGACAGCGGCAGCGAGCCCGACGAUGAUGAUAUCUUCGACACCACUGUCAAGAGCGAGAAGCGUCGCAAGUUCACGAACACGGAGCACUCGGACCCGGACUCGUACUCGUGGUACGUGAUGCGCGUGGCCGUGCUGCGGCUCGCGCAGAUCAAGCUGCAGCACUUCUUGCAGCUGUGCGGCAUUGAGAUGUCGGAACUGGCCACAACAAGCCCUACAGUGCACGGUGCAUUGCGUCGCGUAGACCAGUGGCAGCAACAGUUAAGCGAAGUGUUGGAGUCACGUGCGCCGCCGCCUGACUACAUCCCUGGAUGCUUCCCCGAGCAGCAGACCUCGGGCCCGCCCAUCAACAAGUACCGAUGUCUCUUGGAAAAGCACAAUACGCCAUUCAACGCGAGUCUCUACAGCGCGGCGCCUGCAGGCCGUCUGUGGAGUUUCCUAGUCCGCCAAGAGCCGGUUCAGGACCUAUUCAUCCGCGCGGUAUUCUCCCGGCGACGCGCUCAAUCGGUGGCGGAAGGCGUGGGUGAGACACGACCAGGCGGAGCACCUACACGUCGCGAUGACGAUAUGUAUAGCCCCGUGCGAAUCAUACACAAGGAGCAGGACUCCAUCGCUGCCUUCUGCCUCAACCGGGUCGGCGGUGGCCUCCUCGCCGUAGCGACAGCCCGCGAAGUCCAAGAGAUGGAUGUGUCCCUGCUGUUGCGUGGAGGAGUCAGCUGGUCGGAGGACGAAUGCGACGUAGACCUCAUGGGACUCGGUACAGACCCCGCCACACUACCAGAUACCGGCUUCCUGCUCAUCCAACAUCAGGACAAGCCCAACAACGGUUCCGUGCCAGGCACCGGUAACAGUUCACCGCUGAACCCCAACGCGCCGCAAGUGCCCAUCGGCAUGGCCAGCCAGACCGGCCGCGGCGCUAGUGUCGUGCUGAAACACAAAAUUGACAACAUCAAACGAAUGGCAGCUCAUCCUUCGCAACCGUUGUAUCUAACCGGUGGUGCUGACGGCUCGGUCCAACUCUGGGAGUGGGGCCACGGCUCCUGCGUGUGGUCGCCGCGCGCUCCCGGCGCCUUCGCCAAAGUCACGCGCGUGCGGUUCAGCGACUAUGGGAAUAAGUUCGCGGCUGCCGACGCUGACGGCAAUCUGGCCAUGUGGCAGCUACACCCACCAGCGAAUAGCCACGCGGGACAGGCGCACGCGUCGCCGAGGCCUUUCUUCACUCACCAAUGCCAUAGUAAAGGAAUCAGCGACUUCGUAUUCCUGGGCUCCUGCAGUUUGGUUGCGACAGCUGGACACAGUUCCGAGAGCAAGAACGUUGCCAUCUGGGACACUUUGAUGCCCAUCAAGAAGGCCCUUGUCGUUUCGUGGACGUGCCACGAGGGCGGCGCAGCGUGCGUCGCUUGGGCGGGCGCGGGCGGCGCGCUGGUGUCUUGUGGGCGGCGCGGCGACGUGCUGGUGUGGGACCUGCGCGCGCGCGCGCCGCGCCACAAGCUGCACGCGCACCACGCGCCCAUCAAGUGCGUCGCGCUCGCGCCGAGGGAAGACAUGUAUGCGAUCGGAGCCGCUGAUGGGGACAUCAAGGUGUUUUCGUUGGCAACACAUCAACUGCUACACACUUUCGCCGGUGAACACGCACGUAGCUCUUUCUUCAAGCACAUCGGGCAAGGUGUCACUCAGAUACACAUUGAUAACGCGGGGCGCCUGUUCUCGUGCGGCGCGGACGGCACGAUGAAGGUGCGCAAGCUGCCCGAGCGUGACGCGCCGCCGCUACACCAUGCGCAGUAUUGAGCACGCACCGUUGGCGAGAAGUAGUCGGGAAAGAGCAUAAUGCCGGACGGGCGCCGCUUGGUCCCCUUGUGAUGUAUUUAUCGUUGUUGCUAUUCAAAUGUUACGAGUAUGAUUGAUGGAUAUUAUACGCCGUUAGACUAGUCACUGAGUAGCGCAUGUUGUAUCUUAUAUUGUAUGUAUUUAAAAUGUUAAAGAAUCUUUAGUUAUUUUUAGUGUGAAAUCUUCGCUAUUUUUAUCUAAUCUUCCUAGUUGAAUGAAUAUAAAUAUAAUAAAUUAUUUAUUUGCACUCGCUGUUAGUCGAGCUGGUUCCACCGCUGUGGCUGGCCUAAAUUGUUCUGAUGUUAACAGACGACGGUAGAUGAAUAUUGUAUGAUGUGGAGUGUAUAUUUAUUAGUAUUGUAAAAGUGCAAUAAUCUUACUAACACGAUCGGUUACUUAUGAAUCCGACUGCUGGCGACGUCGAAGCCUUCACCUAGAUAACGUGUAGCACGCGCUCUACUUAGCUUACGAUGUGAGUGCAUAAAUAACUCUUAUUGUGUAACUUGUUGACGCAUAAUAAAUAAUUUAUCGAGCAUACUAUAUUUCACGUACCAUGUGUUAAUCUUGUUGGCUUAACUGUUUAACGAUGUUUAAAUAAUACCCACGUCGCUGUGAGACGCAACAUUUCGUCGGCGUUGUAUCUUCGUGUAUCGUGUAUUUAUAUUCCCUAAAUAUCGCACACCUCGUUCGAUUAGUUAGUCGUAAGUGUUUCUCUAUCUCAAUGUGAUGUUUCGAGAUUACUCGUUUGAUUUAUUUAUUAAACCUUGAAGCAUUUCUUUAGAUUGAAGCAAUAAUGUAAUUAUUCUUUUCUAGACAGUAUUAUGUAAAAUAAUAAAUUGAGGCUGCGAUAUUUAUUUUUCGAAGAUUUAAUCGACGAUGUUGGAGGCAAGAAAUGUUUGUUAUUUGUAUGUAUCAGAAAUACAAGAAUGAAUGGUUUAAAUUCAUUAAGUUGGGUUAGCAACUGGGCUGACCCAACCUUAUAUUCCAAUUUUGACUAAAUUGUUACUCUUUUUAUUUACUUAUUUAGUAACAAAAUUUUUGGCCAAGACUUAUUUCGCUUUUACAAUUCCAUGUUUUGAGAUUUUUAUUUAUAGUAAAUGUAAUGGAAAUAUAGUUUAAUUUCAUGAUAAACGCACGUACCAUCAUCAAUAUAAUCGUUGCUAGUGCUAAUUAACGUUCCAUUCAUAAAUAUUAACUUUCAGUACUAACAAGCAUAACAUAACUAAAAUUAUUUUCUUUUCUUACAAGCACAUCCUAGUACUUACUUAUGCCUGUCCUGUGUUAAAAGACAUCAGUUCCCUUGUUUUUGUUGGUUGACUAUUUGUAGUAAGUUUCUUUAGGUUAAUAUAGUUUUACCACCAAAGUUUAAAUUCUACCCUUAAUAAAACGUAUUUGGAAUCCACUAUAGAAUAUUAGCUAAAUACGUAAACUGUUGAAUAAAUCUUUUAAAUGGAAUGUGUUACCGUAUUGUUUAUUACAAGCAAGUAGAAGAAAAUAAUUAUCAGCAAUAAACCGGUAUUCAAUUGUAUGAUUGUUUCUGGUGCCGUGGUUUGUUAUUAAACGAGGAUAAUAAAUGUAUUAUCUAUUAAUAAAUAAUUUACUGAUUAGCAAAAUAGGUUGAAUUAUUCCUACUGAUACCUGGUUUUGUUAACUGUAUAAUAAUAAUGCCAGUUAUGUUGUUUUCUCUUCGUUGUCACAUCAUACCACUUACGUGGAAGCUGUGAUGUACUCCCGUUAGUUAAUGUAGGUCUGUUUAUUCAUUUAUUUUAUUUCAUGCCUUGAAAAUACCAGAUGACAAAAUGUAGACGGGCGAUGAAUGUAUAAAUGUGUGCUUGCUCUCAAUAUGGGGGUAACAUAUUACACACCAGGUAGGUAAAUGUUGCGGGAAUGAUGAUAGACACUCGGCAACGCUCCAGUGUCACGUAGAUUGAGCGUGUCGUUCAUUAUGUCCUUUUGUGUAUCCGAGGCUGUUAUGUUGGCUGGAUCCAAAUCUCCAGGGAAAGUAUCAAGAUGUACAUGUUUGAAACCGCGUCUGCAUUCAGGCCCAAGUCGCAAUACGUCUCGCGAUGAUUUGUAUUGGACAAAUUUUACCGAUACAUGUUACGGUUCUAUUGUGCCCUAAUGCGAACGAGGCUUUAUCUAAUCGAUUUAUUAUAUUUGGGCUGUUUUAAAUAAAUUAAGGAUUACAUUUAUGUACAAUAAAUAGUUUAUGGCAGCCGACACUGAACAAUGUAAGUCAAUUUUCAAUGGAUAAUAAAUUAUUGUAAUUAUUUGAAAACCACACUGCACCUACAUAAUAAAUACAUUGUCGAUAAUGUUCAUAUUUAAUGCUUAUUUUGUUUUAUUUAUGAAAGGAAACAUUUAAAAUAAAAGUUAACUCUGAA
Molecule: messenger RNA, 12252 nt
Organism: Ostrinia nubilalis (European corn borer)
Lineage: Eukaryota; Metazoa; Arthropoda; Insecta; Lepidoptera; Crambidae
Gene: Rbcn-3A
Product: dmX-like protein 2
Exons: 62
Coding region: 191-9829 (3212 amino acids)
Biological process (GO): vacuolar acidification
Cellular component (GO): RAVE complex
Molecular function (GO): protein binding
Source: RefSeq, a predicted model, not a curated record